UUAAUAACUCGCGUGUAAAUACGAGACAGCUGACUGAACGAUGUGCGCAUAAUCUCUUUAGGCUGGCCAAACGAAAAUUUCACGUUACUUGAUCAAGUGUUUUUAGUGAUACAAAUUAAACAUGUUUCGCUUUGGAGCAAGAUGUUCUUUCAUCGUCCGAAAUUUUAGCACGAAGCUCGAUGACAUCAGCAAUCUUGUUAAAAAAAAUAAAGUAGUCGUCUUUAUGAAAGGCGUACCAGAAGAACCAAGAUGUGGUUUUAGCAAUGCUGUGGUACAAAUAUUGCGAAUGCAUGGUGUUACUUAUGAGGCACACGAUGUUCUUAAAGAUGAAGCGCUCAGGCAAGGUAUAAAAGACUUUUCCAAUUGGCCCACGAUACCUCAGGUAUUUAUAAAUGGUGACUUUGUGGGCGGCUGUGAUAUCCUAUUAGAAAUGCACAAAAAUGGUGAACUUAUUGAGGAAUUGAAGAAAGCUGGAAUUACAAGCACUCUUUUGGAAGAAUCCUCUCAAGGCGAGGUGAACAAAUCUAAAGAAUAAGUUUAAUUCAAUUAACGUGUAAAUAAAAAUAACUGAAUCUUUUAUCGAUGGCCACUUUUUGUUAUAACAUAUAAACAUUUUUCUGUUGGUGUUAAUUCAUGUUAAUGUAAAUAGACGAAGUUUAUCAAUAAGUUUGUCGAUAAAUUUCUUGCUAUUAGUUAGAUAGUUGAAGACAGAUAAUUAUACUUUGAUAUUUGCAUUACAA
Messenger RNA from Nylanderia fulva, 740 nucleotides. It is a transcript of the gene Grx5, whose product is annotated as Glutaredoxin 5. NCBI's taxonomy places the organism in Eukaryota, Metazoa, Arthropoda, Insecta, Hymenoptera, Formicidae. The record is from RefSeq and is a predicted model, not a curated record. Gene Ontology annotation, cellular component: mitochondrial matrix.